AUGCAAAAAGGUACCGCAACUCCUCCACUCACAGGUCAACAAUUCUGCCGCACAGCCAAUGACAAAAUUCUCGACCCGCAGGCUGCAGUAGAUGAGGUACUAGGGCAAGCCCGUGUCGGCCCUUGUUGCGGCUGGCCUCUUCACCCAAACCGCGAGGGGUAG
Molecule: messenger RNA, 162 nt
Organism: Plenodomus lingam JN3
Lineage: Eukaryota; Fungi; Ascomycota; Dothideomycetes; Pleosporales; Leptosphaeriaceae
Source: RefSeq, a predicted model, not a curated record